AUGGAUCUGUCGAGGGUACCCCUGCCAACCUUUAUAUUGGAGCCGCGAUCACUGCUGGAGAAGUUCACCGACUUUAUGAUACACUGCGACCUGCUACACGGCGUCGCCAAGAUGGAAAACCCCGUCGAUCGAAUAAUGCACAUCACCAAAUGGUACCUGUCGGGCUUCUCCUACAAGCCCAAGGGCGUAAAGAAGCCCUACAACCCUAUACUGGGCGAGAUCUUCCGCUCGCGAUGGUCCUACCAUGGCACGACGGCGCACUUGAUUGCCGAGCAGAUCUCUCACCAUCCGCCCGUGUCGGUCGUCUACAUAUCCAAUCGCAAGGAUGGCUAUGUGAUGACGGGCAUCAUUAACCCGCGAUCCAAGUUCACUGGCAACUCGCUGUGUGUACUGGUCGAGGGCAGCAUCACCCUACACAUGCUGGAGCGCAACGAACAAUACACCUUCAACUUCCCCAACAUCUAUGCCCGAGGCAUCCUCUUUGGCACGCUGCUCACCGAGGUGGCCGGCCAGACAACCCUCGUAUGCAAGCAGACCAACCUGAAAGUGGACAUGGACUUUAAGACAAAGAACUCAAAGGAUGUAUUAUAUAGUAUUGGUGGCAAGUGGGAUAGGAAGGUGGACAUCACCAAUGCAAAGACAAAGAAGACAGAGGUAUUCUGGGAGUGUAAUACUACAAAGAAGACACCACGCUUCAUUAGACCGAUGGCUCAACAGGAGCCAAAUGAAUCACAACGUCUGUGGACACAUGUCGCACAGGGCAUCAUAAAGAAGGAUCAGAAGGAGGCCACCAAAGAGAAGAUUAAACUGGAGAAUGACCAGCGACAAGCAGACCGCGAGCGAAAGGAGCGCGGAGUCGAUUGGGAGCCCAAGUACUUCAAGAAGGAGGGCGACCAAUGGAUAUAUAAAUACGCAAACAUGGCACCUUAUGAUCCGAAUGAACCACCAGAGAUAGAGGUGGAUGGCAUCAUACAGUUUGAGAAUGUGGAAAAGACUGGAGAUGUUGGUGACGCCGCUGCCGUUGAACAGCAAUGC
Acytostelium subglobosum LB1 is the source of this 1035-nucleotide messenger RNA. RefSeq lists its product as hypothetical. The record is from RefSeq and is a predicted model, not a curated record. Gene Ontology annotation, molecular function: sterol binding. Gene Ontology annotation, cellular component: cytosol; membrane; intracellular membrane-bounded organelle. NCBI's taxonomy places the organism in Eukaryota, Evosea, Eumycetozoa, Acytosteliales, Acytosteliaceae. The annotation marks the transcript as partial. The transcript is spliced from 3 exons.